AUGGCAGACAAACGAAAAAAGGCCAACUUGACAGAAAUUGAAAGAAACAACAUUGCACAAUGGCUUCUCCAAAACAACAAGGACUUCAAGCUUCGGUACGGCGCGAAGAAAGAGGCAGCAGCUAUGUUCAACAUCGAUGUGAGGACGGUUUGGCGACUGUGGACAGCAGCACGCGCACAAAAAAUGAUGGGAAGACAUGUACAACUCGUUUCAAUGAAGAAGGGAUCAACACAUAGCGAUAAAAAGGUAAUCGACGUGGAAAAAGUAAAGCAACUAUCCGUUCUAGAGAGAUCAACUAUAAGGAAAAUGGCAAACAAGCUUGAAGUUAGUAAAAGCUUGGUUGGUGUGUGGAUAAAGGAGAAAAAGAUUAGAGCACAUACCAAUACAAUUAAACCUCUUCUAACACAGCAAAAUAGAUUAAGUAGGCUCACUUGGAGCCUUAGUCAAUUAAGUGCAAUUAGUGCAAAUGGAAGAAUCAAAUUUCAGCCUAUGUAUAACACAAUACACAUAGAUGAAAAAUGGUUUUAUUUAACCAAAACAUCGGAUAGGUACUACCUGCUGCCAGAUGAGAUAGAGCCUUAUAGAGCAUGCAAAUCUAAGAGAUUUAUUGAGAAAAUCAUGUUCAUUUGUGUGGUUUCAAGGCCACAAUAUGACAAUGAAGGUAAAAUGAUUUUUGAUGGUAAGUUUGGGAUAUUUCCAUUCACUACGGUGGUGCCGGCAGUUAGGAACAACAAAAACAGAUUGAGAGGCACGUUGGAAACAAAGCCGAUCCAAGCAAUCACAAAGGAAGUGAGCAAAGAUAUUUUCAUCAACCAAAUUAUUCCAACAAUUAAGGCCAAGUGGCCUCGUGGUGCAAGUAGGCAUAUAAUUAUACAACAAGACAAUGCGAAGCCCCACAUUAAAGGUUCAGACCCUGACUUUGUAGCUGCUGCCACAUCAGAUGGAUUUAACAUCCAACUGAUAUGCCAACCACCGAACUCGCCGGAUACAAAUGUGAAUGAUCUAGGGUUUUUCAGAGCAAUUCAGUCCCUACAAGAUGACAAGUUGGCUAAUUGUGUAGAUGAUUUGCUCAAGAACGUGAAAGAUGCAUUUGAAGAGCUUGAGCCACACAAGUUAAACAACGUUUUCCUCACACUACAGGGUUGCUACCAUGAAAUCAUAAAAUGCAGGGGCAACAACAACUACAAGAUUCCACAUAUCAAUAAGGAAAGACUCUCAAGACUUGGAGUUCUCCCAGAAUGUUUGGAGGUGGAAGAACAGCUUGUAAGAGACUGUUUGGAAGAGUUAAGACAACAGCAAACUGAACAAGGCACAAUCUACAACCUUGAUCAACUAGUCGAGGGACUGCAGCAGGUUGUUUUGAUGGAUUAG
This is a messenger RNA of Salvia miltiorrhiza (redroot sage), 1371 nucleotides long. RefSeq lists its product as uncharacterized. Lineage: Eukaryota; Viridiplantae; Streptophyta; Magnoliopsida; Lamiales; Lamiaceae. The transcript is spliced from 2 exons. The coding region runs from base 1 to 1371 and encodes 456 amino acids. The record is from RefSeq and is a predicted model, not a curated record. Gene Ontology annotation, molecular function: nucleic acid binding.